AUGGCCCCACCCACACAGCCGGCCGGCUCAAAAUCGAUUGCCCAAAUCCUCACAGAUGCGCGCUCACGCCUUGACCGUGUAUCUCCAGAGCUUGCACAAGAGGCAAAUCGUGUUCGGGGCGCUCUUUUAAUAGAUAUCAGGCCCGAAGCCCAGCGGAAGCACUCUGGUGAAAUUCCUGGAGCCUUAAUAAUUGAGCGUAACGUCCUUGAAUGGAGGCUCGACCCUCAGUCGGACGCUCACUUAAGAAACGUGGCUGGUGUGGGAACAUACGAAGUAGAGCCUAUUAUCUUCUGCCAAGAAGGCUACACUAGCAGCCUCGCUGCGGCGUCGCUGAAGGAUUUGGGGCUUUCAAAGGCCACUGACCUCAAUGGAGGAUUCAAAGCCUGGAAAGAAGCCGGCCUCCCUACCACCGGGGGCAGUGUGCCAGGCUGA
Messenger RNA from Rhizoctonia solani, 432 nucleotides. RefSeq names its product Rhodanese domain-containing protein. NCBI's taxonomy places the organism in Eukaryota, Fungi, Basidiomycota, Agaricomycetes, Cantharellales, Ceratobasidiaceae. The record is from RefSeq and is a predicted model, not a curated record. The coding region runs from base 1 to 432 and encodes 143 amino acids. The transcript has a single exon. Gene Ontology annotation, molecular function: thiosulfate-cyanide sulfurtransferase activity.